AUGUCUACUACAGACGGAACAUUUACCAACACAAGGUAUCGAGAGAGACAGGUUGAUGGAGACACUAACAAUACCAGGUAUCGAGAGAGACAGGUUGAUGUAGACUCUAACAAUACCAGGUAUCGAGAGAUACAGGUUGAUGUAGACACCAACAAUACCAGGUAUCGAGAGAGACAGGUUGAUGUAGACACCAACAAUACCAGGUAUCGAGAGAGACAGGUUGAUGUAGACACUAACAAUACCAGGUAUCGAGAGAGACAGGUUGAUGGAGACACUAACAAUACCAGGUAUCGAGAGAGACAUGUUGAUGUAGACACUAACAAUACCAGGUAUCGAGAGAGACAGGUUGAUGUAGACACCAACAAUACCAGGUAUCGAGAGAUACAGGUUGAUGGAGAAACCAACAAUACCAGGUAUCGAGAGAGACAGGUUGAUGUAGACACCAACAAUACCAGGUAUCGAGAGAGACAGGUUGAUGUAGACACUAACAAUACCAGGUAUCGAGAGAGACAGGUUGAUGUAGACACUAACAAUACCAGGUAUCGAGAGAGACAGGUUGAUGGAGACACUAACAAUACCAGGUAUCGAGAGAGACAGGUUGAUGGAGACACUAACAAUACCAGGUAUCGAGAGAGACAGGUUGAUGUAGACACUAACAAUACCAGGUAUAGGGAGAGACAGGUUGAUGUAGACACUAACAAUACCAGGUAUCGAGAGAGACAGGUUGAUGUAGACACUAACAAUACCAGGUAUCGAGAGAGACAGGUUGAUGUAGACACUAACAAUACCAGGUAUCGAGAGAGACAGGUUGAUGUAGACACUAACAAUACCAGGUAUCGAGAGAGACAGGUUGAUGUAGACACUAACAAUACCAGGUAUCGAGAGAGACAGGUUGAUGGAGACACUAACAAUACCAGGUAUCGAGAGAGACAGGUUGAUGGAGACACUAACAAUACCAGUUAUCGAGAGAGACAGGUUGAUGUAGACACUAACAAUACCAGGUAUCGAGAGAGACAGGUUGAUGUAGACACUAACAAUACCAGGUAUCGAGAGAGACAGGUUGAUGGAGACAUUAACAAUACCAGGUAUCGAGAGAGACAGGUUGAUGGAGACACUAACAAUACAAGGUAUCGAGAGAGACAGGUUGGUGUAGACACUGACAAUACCAGGUAUCGAGAGAGACAGGUUGAUGUAGACACUAACAAUACCAGGUAUCGAGAGAGACAGGUUGAUGUAGACACUAACAAUACCAGGUAUCGAGAGAGACAGGUUGAUGGAGACACUAACAAUACCAGGUAUCGAGAGAGACAGGUUGAUGUAGACACUAACAAUACCAGGUAUCGAGAGAGACAGGUUGAUGUAGACACUAACAAUACCAGGUAUCGAGAGAGACAGGUUGAUGGAGACAUUACCAGCACACGGUAUCGAGAGAGACAGGUUGAUGGAGACAUUACCAGCACAAGGUAUCGAGAGAGACAGGUUGAUGUAGACACUAACAAUACCAGGUAUCGAGAGAGACAGGUUGAUGUAGACACUAACAAUACCAGGUAUCGAGAGAGACAGGUUGAUGUAGACACUAACAAUACCAGGUAUCGAGAGAGACAGGUUGAUGUAGACACUAACAAUACCAGGUAUCGAGAGAGACAGGUUGAUUUAGACACCAACAACACCAGGUAUCAAGAGAGACAGGUUGAUGUAGACACCAACAAUACCAGGUAUCGAGAGAGACAGGUUGAUGUAGACACUAACAAUACCAGGUAUCGAGAGAGACAGGUUGAUGUAGACACCAACAAUACCAGGUAUAGGGAGAGACAGGUUGAUGUAGACACUAACAAUACCAGGUAUCGAGAGAGACAGGUUGAUGUAGACACUAACAAUAUCAGGUAUCGAGAGAGACAGGUUGAUGUAGACACUGACAAUACCAGGUAUCGAGAGAGACAGGUUGAUGUAGACACUAACAAUACCAGGUAUCGAGAGAGACAGGUUGAUGUAGACACCAACAAUACCAGGUAUCGAGAGAGACAGGUUGAUGGAGACACUAACAAUAUCAGGUAUCGAGAGAGACAGGUAUCGAGAGAGACAGGUUGA
Molecule: messenger RNA, 2088 nt
Organism: Pecten maximus
Lineage: Eukaryota; Metazoa; Mollusca; Bivalvia; Pectinida; Pectinidae
Exons: 3
Coding region: 1-2088 (695 amino acids)
Source: RefSeq, a predicted model, not a curated record